Molecule: messenger RNA, 2005 nt
Organism: Aureobasidium pullulans EXF-150
Lineage: Eukaryota; Fungi; Ascomycota; Dothideomycetes; Dothideales; Saccotheciaceae
Exons: 1
Source: RefSeq, a predicted model, not a curated record
GAGGGUCAGUUUCUCUAGCAAACGGAUUGAAUGACUGGACGGGGAGUCGCGAAGGACGACGCAUGAAUUGACACGAAUUGAACGAAACCCUCUUGCUCAGAAUGGCCCCGCGCACGCUCAAUCCGUGCUCAUACCUGCCCCGGCGGUUGCAGAUAGUGAGCAGCCUGGCACUGUUCAUCCUCUUCUGCAUCAUCAUCUUCGGCCAGUCGACCGUCGACGUCCCUUAUCGCGACGAAGUCAACGAAGGCGCUCGACGAGUGACGGCAUACCUACCGAAAACACCUGGCCUACCGUCCGGCCUCAACCCUUUCAGGACACCAGCACAUUCACCACCACCCGAACAAGCCAACAGCACUAGCGGCGAGGCACGAUGGUUCUCGGACUGGAAGUGGAUGAAUCCCUUCUCAUCUUCGAUAACGCUCGACGAGAACAGAGCCGUACUUCCCCCGUUGGCAAAAAGACCGCCGGUAUACACCUACUUCGACGCCGAAUGGUACAAAGACGAAACGUCGCUCGAGUCGGUCCACCACCUUCUCCUGAUUUGGAGACGCGCCUGGUGGGCCCAAGGCUUCAAGCCUGUUGUGCUGGGGCGUCCUGAGGCUAUGAACAACCCGCUGUAUGCAAAGAUGGCCCAGUUGGAGCUAGAAGAUGACCUGAAGACGGACGUGAUGCGCUGGCUCGCAUGGGGCAACAUGGGCACCGGAAUCAUGGCCAACUACGUCGCAUUACCCAUGGCGCCACACAACGACCCUGUACUGUCUUACCUACGUCGCGGCGAGUACCCUCAGCUCAACCGAUACGAGGGCUUGGAGAGCGGUCUCUUUGAUGGCCCCAAGGAUCAGAUCAACAAGGCCAUUGAGCAAGUCCUUAGCGCGAAGAAGCCUAUCAAGGCCAAGUCCGUCAUCGACAUGCUGCCUAAAGACACCUUCCACGUCGAUACCAAUCAGAAAGCCAUUGCCUUCUACUCGAGCAAGAACAUCAACAAAUAUUACAAGACCAUCGCUGAGAAGCUGGCAUCCGACGACAAGGAUGUGAGCCGCGAAGGCCUGCGUCUCCUGCCUCAGCUCAUCAUCUCACACUUACACACCACCUGGCAGAACUCGUUCACCAGCGGCAUCGCCAUUUUGAAGCCACUGCCAGAUCACAUGUUCACUCUGGUCAAGCCAGCAAUCGAUCUCGCCCGUAACUUGUCCCAGUGCACAGAAUCACCCGCACCAUCUUCUUGUCCGCCAAAUCGCGAGAAGUGCGUUCCCUGUGUAAGCAGCCAUCCAAUGCGCAUCAGUCAGCCUAUGAUGUUCCGCAACACCUCCGAUCUCUUCACUAUCGGCACCGUACCUCAUCCUUACACCAUGACAUCUUUGCAACAUCAAACCGACUCCCUGACUGUGCGGUUCAUCCGCCGUACAACCAAACGCGACGAGUGGGUGUUGGCAUCAACGAAAGAGUUCUUGGGCACAGGCAUGAGCAGUUUUGCUCGCAUUCCUCACCUCAAGGACGCCGUCGCCUCCGACUAUGGUAGUGCUCGAUCGCUCUGGCUUACACCUGAGAACUUGUCUGACGAGAACAAUGCCCUACUACGCCUCGAUCUUGCCUGGUCUCUGGGUUUCCCCAUCCCAACGAUCGAGUCCACUCUUGAUAACGGCCGCUCAGAAACACCCGUUCCAGGUCCCGAACGCCGUCCUCCUGCACCUAAACCCGAGGGUAGAAUUCCCGAUCCGGUCGAACUCGUGCACGAAGGCACCUUGCUAGAAAAGGCAAGAGCGGUCCUGAAGGGUAAAGGCCCUCGCAACAGUAUACCCAUCCGCGAUGCAGUCGAGGCUUGGAACUUGGCCGAUACAGAAGUGUGGAGAUUCGUGAGAGCAUGGAAUGCACGACGAAGCGUCGAGAGAAAAAAGUGGGAAGCUGAAGAAAGAGCCUUUGCAGGCACUGAAGGCAGUAAAGGAAGCUGGAGUCGAUGGUUCGACAGGGAAUAAAGAGCGAGCAUAUAGCAGCAGCAGCACAGGAU